AAACCUGGGACUAACUUGUUUUUUUUUCCCUUUAAUUAUUAUUUUCUCUGUUGUGUUGUUCAUCAAUUAUUAAUCCAACUAGUAUCACCAAAAGAAGAAAAUAAAAAAUCUCUUCUCUUCCUUUUUCCUUUUUCUCUGUCCAAUUAUCAGAACAAAAAGCAAGCUUAGACUUUAGGGUUUGUGGCUCUUGUACAACCAGAUAGAGGAAAAUGGUGAGAGGAAAGAUCGAGAUCAAGAAGAUCGAGAACAAGACAAGUAGACAAAUCACAUUCUCGAAGCGAAGGAACGGUCUCUUCAAGAAGGCACAUGAGCUAUCUGUUUUAUGUGAUGCACAAGUCGCCGCCAUUGUCUUCUCUCAGAGCGGAAAAUUAUAUGAAUUCUCUAGUUCCGAGAUGGAGAAGACCAUAGAAAGGUAUCGCAAGUUUAGUAAUGACUACUUUGCGCCAGGGAGGCCCCAAGUAGAACUAUACAUGCUGGAGCUCAAGAAGGAAAUGGAUAUAAUGGUAAAGAAGAUUGAUCUCCUUGAAGUUCAUCAAAUGAAACUAAUGGGGAAAGGUUUGGGUUCAUGUUCACUGGCAGAACUUCAAGAUAUAGAAACUCAGAUUGAGAAAAGCCUUCGAAUCAUCAGAUCAAGAAAGGCUGAUUUAUAUGCAGAUCAACUACUGAAACUAAAAGACAAGGAGAGAGAACUUUUGGACGAGAGAAGAAGGCUACGUGAAGAGGAAAUAAGAGAAACACUGGUACGGCCAAUGCUGCCAGUAACCUUACAUACUGAGAAAAAUGAAACCAUAGGUGCCUGCAGAACGUCCAAACGUUCAUCAGAGGUCGAAACCGAUCUAUUUAUUGGAUUGCCCGCUACUCGACUAUAACGUAUUUCACACAUU
Molecule: messenger RNA, 884 nt
Organism: Raphanus sativus (radish)
Lineage: Eukaryota; Viridiplantae; Streptophyta; Magnoliopsida; Brassicales; Brassicaceae
Product: MADS-box protein AGL71-like
Exons: 8
Coding region: 210-869 (219 amino acids)
Biological process (GO): positive regulation of transcription by RNA polymerase II
Cellular component (GO): nucleus
Molecular function (GO): protein dimerization activity; DNA-binding transcription factor activity, RNA polymerase II-specific; RNA polymerase II cis-regulatory region sequence-specific DNA binding
Source: RefSeq, a predicted model, not a curated record